AUAUAUAUAUAUGGCAGGAUCAGUCACAAGGAUCAGCAAGUGCAGUUCAUGUAGCAGGAGUGGUUACAUGGACAUGCCCCCUGGUUUUAGAUUCCAUCCAACUGAUGAAGAGAUUGUAAACUAUCUCAAAGAGAAGGUUCUCAAUCCCAACUUCAAAUCAAUAGCCAUUGGAGAGGUUGAUUUGAACAAGUGUGAACCAUGGGACCUUCCAAGUAAUGCUAAAACAGGACAGAAAGAGUGGUAUUUGUUCUGCCAGAAGGAUAGGAAGUAUCCAACUGGGAUUAGGACUAAUAGAGCUACAGAGGCUGGCUUUUGGAAGGCCACUGGGAAAGAUAGGGAGAUAUAUACAGACAGAGGAGGCUUGUUGGUUGGCAUGAAGAAGACUCUUGUUUUCUAUAAGGGUAGGGCUCCUAAAGGGAUGAAGACUAAUUGGGUCAUGCAUGAGUUUAGGCUUGUUGCUCAACCUUCAUUGACAAAAUCCAUAAAGGAUGCAUGGGUUGUUUGUAGGGUGUUCCAAAAGAAAGAAAGCAUGAAGACUAAAAACUCAAUGAUUGACUUGGUGGAUGAUGAACAUCUUGAUCAAAAUGAGAGCUUAACCCUUAACAAUAAUAAUCACUUGAUCAAUCCAUCCACUAAGACUGUUUCAACCCAAAUUACUGAUACUGCAAUGGUGAAUCCUCAUGACCACUACUACUUGAAUGAUCAAGAACAAGGAAAACUAAUUGAUGAACCAACCACAAUGAAAAUGCUGUGCAAGUUGGAGCAAAUUUCUACAUGCCAGUCUAUGAUCACUGCAUCACAUGAUGCAGGAGUAGUGCUGAGUCCUGAGACUAACACCGAAAUCUCGUCGAUGAACCUAGAGAACAACUUCAUCAGCAAUUGGUUCUUCAACUAUCCUUAUUACCAAGAUCUGGACAACUUCUUCAACUACUGAUUGGACUUAACCUGAAAGACUUCAUUAUAUAAAUUAAUUUUUCAUAAGUUAUGUGAAUCUUAGUUUUACAAGGAAGAACAUAAAUAUAUAGCUCUUUUUUUUUUUUUAAAUUUCUUUGUAGUUAAGGAGUUGA
This is a messenger RNA of Dioscorea cayenensis subsp. rotundata (Guinea yam), 1067 nucleotides long. RefSeq names its product NAC domain-containing protein 92-like. The transcript is spliced from 3 exons. Lineage: Eukaryota; Viridiplantae; Streptophyta; Magnoliopsida; Dioscoreales; Dioscoreaceae. Bases 11 to 934 code for a protein of 307 amino acids. The record is from RefSeq and is a predicted model, not a curated record. Gene Ontology annotation, biological process: regulation of DNA-templated transcription. Gene Ontology annotation, molecular function: DNA binding.